UCCAGUGUUGUUUUCUGGCAAACCCGGGAACCAGCUCACUUCUCUUCCCCUCUGUUUCAUGCCUUCAUUACGUUCCUUCUUCUCUCCCCCAUUCUUUUACCCCGUCAGGUCUCUCUUUCGUCUUGAAUUUUCUCUCACAACCCCUAAAACUUUCGCGUUCAAGCCCAUCCUCUUGCCUACACAUAAUCGCUGUCGCAGCAUGUCGUCACGACCUUCUGCCUUCGAUGCUCUCAUGUCAGGGGCUCGUGCCGCCGCCAAGAAGAAGCCCCAAUCAUCGUCUCCCCAGAAACGGAAAACACCGGAUUCUAAUUCAAGUCAAAACCCUAAACUCCUCAAGAACACGGAAAGUACAGGUCAGUCUUUGGAACCCAGUAAUGAUACUAAAUGCGCUGAAAUUAAAGCUUCCGAGAAGGCACAAGAGCCGACGAAAGAAGACUUAAGCAAUGGUGGGCUGACGGGGCCAGAGGAUGCACUUGCGGCGAAGAGAAUGCGCGUUGUAGGUUCCCAGGAGAAGAUUACAGAACUGAAGAAAAAAGUUUCUCUUUUGAAGAAGAAGCCUGCAGAUUUUGACCCCAGUUCGAUAUCUUGUUGGGACAAGGGUGAACCUGUGCCUUUUCUGUUUCUCAGUUUGGCAUUUGAUAUGAUUUCGGAAGAAACAGGACGGAUUGUGAUGACAGAUAUAGUAUGCAAUAUGCUGAGGACUGUCAUGAACACUACACCCGAGGAUCUGGUGGCUGUUGUUUAUCUUUCCGCAAAUAAGUUUGCUCCGGCACAUGAAGGGCUGGAAUUGGGAAUAGGGGAUGCUUCAAUUAUUAAGGCGCUUGCAGAGGCAUGCGGAAGAACUGAGGCGCAGAUAAAAAAUCAGUAUAAGGAAAAAGGUGAUUUGGGCCUUGUUGCCAAAGCAAGCCGCUCAUCUCAAUCAAUGAUGUGGAAGCCUGAUCCAUUAACUAUUAGGAAGGUUUUUAACACCUUUCGUCUCAUUGCCAAGGAAUCUGGUAAAGACAGCCAAGAGAAGAAAAAGAAUCACAUCAAGGGACUUCUUGUUGCUGCAACUGAUUGUGAACCUCAAUAUCUAAUUCGUCUGCUUCAGUCAAAGUUGCGGAUUGGGUAUGCUGAGCAAACUCUCUUAGCUGCAUUGGGCCAGGCUGCAGUAUACACGGAAGGACAUUCUGUACCACCUCCUGAAAUUCAAUCUCCUUUAGAAGAGGCUGCAAAGAUUGUUAAACAGGUGUAUUCUGUUCUUCCUGUGUAUGACAAAAUAAUUCCUGCAUUGCUUAGUGGUGGUGUAUGGAAACUUCCAGAGACGUGUAACUUUACUCUUGGUGUUCCAGUUGGACCUAUGUUGUCUAAAGCAACUAAGGGUGUAUCUGAAAUCUUAAACAAAUUCCAGGAUGUAGAGUUUACGUGUGAGUACAAAUAUGAUGGAGAACGUGCCCAGGUACAUUACAUGGAUAAUGGAUCCGUUGAGAUUUACAGUAGAAAUGCUGAACGGAACACUGGAAAGUUUCCUGAUGUUGUUGCUGCUAUUUCAAGGCUAAAGAAAUCAUCUGUGUCAUCAUUUGUUCUUGAUUGUGAACUUGUUGCAUAUGAACGAGAAAAAAAGAAAAUCCUUCCUUUCCAGGUUCUCAGUACUCGAGCCCGGAAAAAUGUUUCUAUGAGUGAUAUAAAAGUUGAUGUAUGCGUAUUUGCCUUUGAUAUCUUGUAUCUCAAUGGCAAGCCACUACUUCAAGAAACCCUAAAAACCCGAAGAGAGCAUCUCUAUGCCUCUUUCGAGGAAGAACCUGGAUUUCUUCAGUUUGCAACAGCAAUAACAUCAAAUGAUAUUGAGGAAAUACAAACAUUUCUUGAUGCAGCAGUUGAGGCUAGUUGUGAGGGUUUAAUUAUCAAAACUCUAUAUCAAGAUGCUACGUAUGAACCUUCCAAGCGGUCACUCAACUGGCUAAAACUGAAGAAAGAUUAUCUUGACAAUAUAGGAGACUCGCUAGAUUUGGUACCUAUUGCUGCUUUUCAUGGUCGUGGGAAACGUACAGGGGUCUAUGGAGCUUUUCUCCUUGCUUGUUAUGACAGCAAUAAUGAAGAAUUUCAAAGCAUUUGUAAAAUAGGCACGGGAUUCUCAGAGGCAGUUCUUGAAGAACGUUCUGCUAGUCUUCGUUCUAAAGUGAUUCCCAAACCAAAGCCUUAUUAUCGAUAUGGAGAGACAAUCAAUCCUGAUGUAUGGUUUGAAGCCUCGGAGGUGUGGGAGGUGAAAGCAGCAGACUUGACCAUUAGCCCUGUUCAUCGUGCUGCAGCAGGCAUAGUAGAUUCGGAUAAGGGCAUUUCUCUUCGGUUCCCUCGUCUAGUUCGAGUUCGGGAUGACAAAGCUUCUGAACAAGCCUCAUCAUCUGAGAUGGUUGCUGAAAUGUAUUCUGCCCAAAAGCAUAAUCACCCAAACAACCAGGAUGAUGAAGAUGAUUGAGAGAAGUUUUCUUGUUCCUCACAAACGAGAUGGCGUUCAUUAAAACAUCAACAUCUGAUAUGCAAAUGCAAAUUUUUUUGCCCUUCAAGCAUCGGGCAGGGGGCAAAAUUGCACAUCUAACAUGGAGUAAGAUCACGGAGGCUUCGAGCCUCAGUGUAUACAUUAGGCAUGAUGCGAUAUGGGUUUUGUAAUUUGUCAUCAUUUACUUGCUAUCUAAUUUCGAAUAUCUAAUUGUAGAACAUGUAAAUCAUCCGUCAGAUUGUAGAUACUUUUAUCUCAUUUGUCAGGAGCCAUGUGCAAGUAGUUUCGAUUGUCCAGAAAAUAAUAGAUGCCCAUCGUGUUCCUUCAA
Messenger RNA from Neltuma alba, 2804 nucleotides. Its product is annotated as DNA ligase 1-like. Gene Ontology annotation, cellular component: mitochondrion; nucleus. Gene Ontology annotation, molecular function: DNA ligase (ATP) activity; ATP binding; DNA binding. Bases 59 to 2455 code for a protein of 798 amino acids. Gene Ontology annotation, biological process: DNA biosynthetic process; lagging strand elongation; DNA repair. The record is from RefSeq and is a predicted model, not a curated record. The transcript has 17 exons. Lineage: Eukaryota; Viridiplantae; Streptophyta; Magnoliopsida; Fabales; Fabaceae.